UAUGGGUAUUUCAAGAGAUAGCAGACAUAAGAGAAGACUUACAGGUGGACGUAUGCCAAUCCAUAAGAAGAAGAGAGCAUUUGAGAAGGGAAGACAAGCAGCUAUGACUAAAUUAGUAUCUGGUGAAAAGAGAGUUAGAAGAUUAAGAGUUCGAGGAGGAAAUUUCAAAUUCAGAGCACUUAGAUUAUCAGAUGGCAAUUUUUCUUGGGCUAGUGAAGGUGUUGCAAAAAAAGCUAAGAUUGUAGAAGUUGUUUAUCAUCCAUCAAAUAAUGAAUUAGUCAGAACAAAAACACUUACAAGAGGUGCUAUUGUUUAAGUUGAUGCAACUCCAUUCAAAUAAUGGUAUUUGAAGAAAUACAAUGUUGAUUUGGGUGCUAAAAAGACUUAAAAAAAAGUAAGAAUUUUGAAAUUAAACAUAAGGAUUAACCAGCUUAACCAGAAGUCAAGAAAUCAAGAUCUUUAUAAAAGAAAUUAGAAUAAAGAAUGAAAGAUAGAGUUAUUGAUAAUUUAGUAGCAGAACAAUUCUAAAAUCAAAGACUUUUAGUAAGAGUCACAUCUAGACCAGGAUAAUCAGGUAGAGCUGAUGGUUAUAUUCUUGAAGGAAAGGAAUUAGAAUUCUAUGUUAAAAAAGUUGAAUAAAAGAAAAAAUGAAA
Paramecium pentaurelia is the source of this 653-nucleotide messenger RNA. NCBI's taxonomy places the organism in Eukaryota, Ciliophora, Oligohymenophorea, Peniculida, Parameciidae. The record is from the annotation of a GenBank genome assembly.